Molecule: messenger RNA, 3205 nt
Organism: Triticum urartu
Lineage: Eukaryota; Viridiplantae; Streptophyta; Magnoliopsida; Poales; Poaceae
Source: RefSeq, a predicted model, not a curated record
CUUUGUUACCUAUUCCAUUAGGAACCGUAGAUUUUUUAGUCCAUCACAUUCAUGCAUUUACCAUACAUGUGACUGUAUUAAUACUUUUGAAAGGUGUUUUAUUUGCUCGGAGUUCCCGUUUGAUACCCGAUAAAGCAAAUCUAGGUUUUCGCUUUCCUUGCGAUGGGCCUGGCCGAGGGGGAACAUGUCAAGUAUCCGCCUGGGAUCAUGUUUUCUUAGGUUUAUUCUGGAUGUACAAUGCAAUUUCGGUAGUCAUUUUCCAUUUCAGUUGGAAAAUGCAGUCGGAUGUUUGGGGUACUAUAAGUGAUCAAGGGGUGGUAACUCAUAUUACAGGGGGAAACUUUGCACAGAGUUCCAUUACGAUUAAUGGGUGGCUUCGAGAUUUCUUGUGGGCACAGGCAUCGCAAGUCAUUCAGUCUUAUGGUUCUUCAUUAUCUGCAUAUGGUCUUUUUUUCUUAGGUGCUCAUUUUGUCUGGGCCUUCAGUUUAAUGUUUUUAUUCAGCGGCCGUGGUUAUUGGCAAGAACUCAUUGAAUCUAUCGUUUGGGCUCAUAACAAAUUAAAAGUUGCUCCUGCUACUCAGCCUAGAGCCUUGAGCAUUAUACAAGGACGCGCUGUAGGAGUAACCCAUUACCUUCUGGGUGGAAUUGCCACGACAUGGGCAUUCUUCUUAGCGAGAAUUAUUGCAGUAGGAUAGUGGCUAGGAGGAUUUGAAAGGCAUUAUGGAAUUAAGAUUUCCCAGGUUUAGCCAAGGCUUAGCUCAGGACCCCACUACUCGUCGUAUUUGGUUUGGUAUUGCUACCGCACAUGAUUUCGAAAGUCAUGAUGAUAUUACUUGAAGAACGUCUUUAUCAGAACAUUUUUGCUUCUCACUUUGGGCAAUUAGCAAUAAUCUUUCUAUGGACGUCCGGAAAUCUGUUUCAUGUAGCUUGGCAAGGAAAUUUUGAAUCAUGGAUACAGGAUCCUUUACACGUAAGACCUAUUGCUCAUGCGAUUUGGGAUCCUCAUUUUGGUCAACCCGCUGUGGAAGCCUUUACUCGAGGAGGUGCUGCUGGUCCAGUGAAUAUUGCUUAUUCUGGAGUUUAUCAGUGGUGGUAUACAAUAGGAUUACGCACCAAUGAGGAUCUUUAUACUGGAGCUCUUUUUCUAUUAUUUCUUUCUACGCUGUCCUUAAUAGCGGGUUGGUUACAUCUACAACCCAAAUGGAAACCAAGCCUUUCGUGGUUCAAAAACGCGGAAUCUCGUCUCAAUCAUCAUUUGUCAGGACUUUUCGGGGUAAGUUCUUUGGCUUGGACAGGACAUUUAGUUCAUGUUGCUAUUCCCGCAUCCAGGGGGGAGUACGUUCGAUGGAAUAAUUUCUUAGAUGUAUUACCCUAUCCCCAGGGGUUGGGACCCCUUUUGACGGGUCAAUGGAAUCUUUAUGCCCAAAACCCUGAUUCGAGUAAUCAUUUAUUUGGUACCGCUCAAGGAGCGGGAACUGCCAUUCUAACUCUUCUUGGGGGAUUCCAUCCACAAACACAAAGUUUGUGGCUGACCGAUAUGGCUCACCAUCAUUUAGCUAUUGCAUUUAUUUUUCUCAUUGCCGGUCACAUGUAUCAAACUAACUUCGGAAUUGGGCACAGUAUUAAAGAUCUUUUAGAAGCGCAUACUCCUCCGGGGGGUCGAUUAGGGCGUGGGCAUAAGGGCCUUUAUGACACAAUCAACAAUUCGAUUCAUUUUCAGUUAGGUCUUGCUCUAGCUUCUUUAGGGGUUAUUACUUCCUUAGUAGCUCAACAUAUGUACUCUUUACCUCCUUAUGCAUUCAUAGCACAAGACUUUACUACUCAAGCUGCUUUAUAUACUCAUCACCAAUAUAUUGCAGGGUUCAUCAUGACAGGGGCUUUUGCUCAUGGAGCUAUUUUUUUCAUUAGGGAUUACAAUCCGGAACAGAAUGAGGAUAAUGUAUUGGCAAGAAUGUUAGACCAUAAAGAAGCUAUCAUAUCUCAUUUAAGUUGGGCUAGCCUCUUUCUAGGAUUCCAUACCUUGGGCCUUUAUGUUCAUAACAACGUCAUGCUUGCUUUUGGUACUCCAGAAAAGCAAAUCUUGAUCGAACCUAUAUUUGCCCAAUGAAUACAAUCUGCUCAUGGCAAGACGACAUAUGGGUUCGAUAUACUCUUAUCUUCAACGAAUGGCCCCGCUUUCAAUGCGGGUCGAAGCCUAUGGUUGCCCGGAUGGUUGAAUGCUGUUAAUGAGAAUAGUAAUUCGCUUUUCUUAACAAUAGGACCUGGGGAUUUCUUGGUUCAUCAUGAUAUUGCUCUAGGUUUGCAUACAACUACAUUGAUUUUAGUAAAGGGCGCUUUAGAUGCACGCGGUUCCAAAUUAAUACCAGAUAAAAAGGAUUUUGGAUAUAGUUUUCCUUGUGACGGCCCAGGGCGCGGCGGUAAUUGUGAUAUUUCUGCUUGGGACGCAUUUUAUUUGGCAGUUUUCUGGAUGUUAAAUACCAUUGGGUGGGUUACUUUUUAUUGGCAUUGGAAACAUAUCACAUUAUGGCAGGGCAACGUUUCACAAUUUAAUGAAUCCUCCACUUAUUUGAUGGGAUGGUUAAGAGAUUACCUAUGGUUAAACUCUUCACAACUUAUCAAUGGAUAUAAUCCUUUUGGGAUGAAUAGUUUAUCGGUAUGGGCGUGGAUGUUCUUAUUUGGACAUCUUGUUUGGGCUACUGGAUUUAUGUUCUUAAUUUCCUGGCGGGGGUAUUGGCAGGAAUUAAUUGAGACUUUAGCAUGGGCUCAUGAACGCACACCUUUAGCUAAUUUAAUUCGCUGGAGAGAUAAGCCCGUGGCUCUUUCCGUUGUGCAAGCAAGAUUGGUUGGAUUAGCUCACUUUUCCGUGGGUUAUAUAUUCACUUAUGCAGCUUUCUUGAUUGCCUCAACAUCAGGCAAGUUUGGUUAAUUUAGUUUGUUUUUUUGUACUGUAUCACACCUAGUUCAUUACUCUUGAUAGAGAGGGAGGAUCUGCCUUUUUAGAUUUCUUUUUCUAUUUAUUUUUCCAUCUAGGAUUAGAACCGUAUACUUGGUAAUAAUAGCAACGACACAUUAUGGCAAAAAAAAGUUUGAUUCAGAGGGAGAAGAAGCGGCAGAAAUUAGAACAGAAAUAUCAUUUGAUUCGUCAAUCUUUAAAAAAAGAUAAGAAGCAAAGUUUCUCCCUUGAGUUUGAGUGAAAAAAUGAAAA